This is a messenger RNA of Hibiscus syriacus, 1212 nucleotides long. Its product is annotated as probable WRKY transcription factor 53. The record is from RefSeq and is a predicted model, not a curated record. The transcript is spliced from 3 exons. Gene Ontology annotation, cellular component: nucleus. Gene Ontology annotation, biological process: regulation of DNA-templated transcription. Bases 16 to 1047 code for a protein of 343 amino acids. Gene Ontology annotation, molecular function: transcription cis-regulatory region binding; DNA-binding transcription factor activity. NCBI's taxonomy places the organism in Eukaryota, Viridiplantae, Streptophyta, Magnoliopsida, Malvales, Malvaceae.
UUUUGAAAAAGAGAAAUGGAGCAUAUAUGGAACUGGGAGCAGGGGACACUGGUCAAUGAGCUGAUUCGAGGAAUGGAGUCAGCGGAACAGCUAAGGUUGCAUUUGGAUACAGCGUCUUCUGCUGAAUCCAGGGACUUGCUUGUACAAAAGAUUUUAUCUUCGUAUGAUAAAGCUCUUCUGAUUUUGAAAUUCAAUGGCCCUUUGUCCAUGGAUCAGCAGCAGCCACAACAGUCGCCUCUAUCCAUCGAUGGCGGCUCUCGGAGAGAUGAUUUGGAUAAGGGUAACCAGGAUACUAGAGAAGUCUCACAGAAGAGAAAUAUGUUGCCGAGCUCGACGGGUAAGGUGAGAAUUACUUCCGGAAGCCUGUUGGAAGGGACUCAUGACGAUGGCAACAGUUGGAGAAAAUACGGCCAAAAAGACAUCAUGGGAGCCAAAUAUCCUAGAAGCUAUUACCGAUGCACAUGCCGGCACACGCAGGAUUGCUGGGCAACAAAGCAAGUCCAGAGAUCAAAAGAAGAUCCCACCAUCUUUGAGGUCACUUACAGGGGAGCUCACACAUGUGCCCAAGGAAACCAGGCGGUUCCACCACCUGCAACACCAGAAAGCCAACAACAUAAAUUGACCAAUCUUAAUAACAACAAUAACCAACUAUUGCAAUCGCAAGAUAUCCUCUUGAGUCUUCGAAACUGUCUAAGGGUCAAUACAGAGGGAUUAGACAAUAGACAGAUGGCACCUUUCUCAUUUCCUUCAACACCAUUCGAGUUGCUAAAGAGUGAAAACCAUAGUUUUUCACCUUCAGGAAUACUUGAUAACAACAUCUUAAACAACUUUUCUUCACCUUUUAUGUCCCCUGCUACACCUGAAUUAAACUACUUUUCAGCUCCGCAAUCUUCGGUUAGCAACUUCGGAGGGAUUCUUAAUACACAUAAUUUUGAAUCUGAUCCAAUUAUGGACUUGGAUUUCACGCUCGAUCAAGUGGAGUUCGAUCCAAUUUUCCAAUUUGAUACCCUGGAUUUUUCGACUAAUUCUUUUUCACAAUCAAAAUAAAGAGUAAAGGUAGAUGUAGAACUCGAGUUCGACUGACCAGAUUAGCUGGUUGCAUAUGUUCACUAGCAUUGUUUUUCGCCAGGAGCUAUCGUAAAAUACAAGUCUUUUCCAAUUUCAUGUUGAUUGUAAGACAUUUCUUCUGAUAACAAGAUUUGGUAUUUAUUC